GGAACAUCUUGAUUCCGGUUCCCGCUCCUUGGCAGUCCCUGAACCGGAAGCUGUCGGCUCGGCAACAUGGCGGCGCUGGGGGUCCUGAGGAGCGCAGUAAAGAAUGUGAGUUUUGCACUGAAUGUGAUCUCAUCAAGGACCCUGGUGACUGGCUCCUUCCUGAGCUCCUCCCCACCGGCCCAGUUCUAUUCUCCGGCUGCACAGAGACCUGAUGGUGAUUUCAAGGUGACAAUGAUUCCAGGGGAUGGUGUCGGUCCCGAGUUAAUGCACGUUGUCAAAGAGGUGUUUAAGGCUGCAGAAGUGCCAGUUCAGUUUGAUGAGCAUCAUGUGAGUGAAGUGCAGAACAUGGCCUCAGAUGAGAAACUGGAUGAAGUCCUCGACUCGAUGAAAUUGAACAGAGUUGCAAUUAAAGGGAAGAUCUACACUCCAAUGGAAUACAAGGGCGAAUUGUCAUCCUAUGAGAUGAAGCUGAGAAAGAAACUUGAUUUGUUUGCAAACGUGGUCCAUGUUAACAGCUUACCGGGUUACUCGACACGGCAUAACAACUUAGACCUGGUGAUCAUCCGUGAGCAGACGGAGGGCGAGUACAGCUCACUGGAAUAUGAGAGUGCUCAGGGGGUCAUCGAGUGUCUGAAGAUCAUCACCAGGGAGAAAUCCCGCCGGAUCGCCAAAUUCGCCUUUGAUUACGCCACAAAGAAAGGUCGCUCGAAGGUCACCGCAGUGCAUAAGGCCAACAUCAUGCCUGUGACUGGAGUUCUGGGGUUCUGGCCUGGGGAGAGGGGAGGCAGAGCUGACUGUCCUAUACAUCCUGUUAUCAGCCACAUUUCGCAUGCGCUUAGCUCUGAGCCUUACCUUGACAGACCAGCACCAACUGUCUACUCUCUGUCCCCACAGCUGGUGUCCAAUCCCUAUCAGUACGAUGUUCUGGUUAUGCCGAAUCUCUACGGAAACAUCAUUGAUAACCUGGCAGCAGGUCUGGUUGGAGGAGCUGGGGUAGUCCCAGGAGAGAGCUUCAGUGCUGAGUACGCAGUUUUCGAAACGGGAGCCCGCCACCCGUUCUCCCAGGCGAUGGGUAGGAACAUUGCUAAUCCCACUGCCAUGUUGCUGAGCUCCGCCAAUAUGCUGAGGCACCUGAACCUAGAAUUUCACUCCAACCUGAUCUCUGAGGCUGUGAGGAAAGUCAUCAAACUGGGCAAGGUUCGGACCCGAGAUAUGGGCGGUUAUUCCACCACCAGCGAUUUCCUGAAGAGUGUCAUCGAUAACCUGCACCCUGCUCGUCUCCGCUAGCCUGCUCCACGCCUCCCUGCUGGGAGUUUGAACAUGAUGCUGCCGUUGGAUUGGACCCCCUCGGGACUCCCAGUGGGCCCUCCAGUCCUCUUUCUCCCCUUGAGGAUUGAAGUGCCAGGUUAUUUCCACACUUCUGGCUGGAUGGAGUUGGCAGAGCCUCAGUGAUGGCUCCGUCUCGGUGUAAAGCAGUGACCUGCUCCAGAGUUUUUGUGUUUAAUGUUUCAUCCUCUGAUAUCCAUGCUCUGUGUUUGUUGACCAGUUGCCUGGCUUUAGCGAGCAGUUACAGGGCAGUAUUGGAGGCUUUACAUAAUAUCCAGGUUCAGUAAUAACUACACCAUUCCCUCUUGCUCUCUGUUAUUCCUGAUUUAGAGAUUACCUCCUUUUCCUUUUGUUUUGUUGGGAUUUAUCUGUUUUUUUUAAGAUGUUUGUCUCAUCCCAAGAUGGAGAAACGAUGUGUGAACUAAUGAGAAUCAUGAUGGAAGCAGAUGCCAUGUACAAAUCAGCUGACUGACUCCCAGAGAGUCUGAGACUUUGAGCUUCUGAAUCAUUGACACUGGAUUAACUAAGAGCAUCACUCAGCAGCAGGCCAUUUACAGGGUCAUAACCCCAGCUCCCCCUCCCCAGGGAGGGUACCCAUGUAAAAUCCUGCUUUUGAGGGAAUUGUUUCAGUCUAAAAUAAAACAUUCCAGCACUUUGUCAACUCUA
This is a messenger RNA of Chiloscyllium plagiosum (whitespotted bambooshark), 1992 nucleotides long. The record is from RefSeq and is a predicted model, not a curated record. NCBI's taxonomy places the organism in Eukaryota, Metazoa, Chordata, Chondrichthyes, Orectolobiformes, Hemiscylliidae.